This is a messenger RNA of Apodemus sylvaticus (European woodmouse), 2402 nucleotides long. RefSeq names its product deuterosome assembly protein 1 (gene Deup1). Gene Ontology annotation, biological process: centriole replication; de novo centriole assembly involved in multi-ciliated epithelial cell differentiation. The record is from RefSeq and is a predicted model, not a curated record. The transcript has 12 exons. Lineage: Eukaryota; Metazoa; Chordata; Mammalia; Rodentia; Muridae. Gene Ontology annotation, cellular component: deuterosome; centriole. The coding region runs from base 28 to 1770 and encodes 580 amino acids.
CCUUGUGAAGCUGAGCUUCAGGAAUUGAUGGAACAAAUCGACAUCAUGGUAAGCAACAAGAAGCUGGACUGGGAAAGGAAGAUGCGGGCUUUAGAGACGCGCUUAGACCUUCGGGAUCAAGAGUUGGCCAACGCACAGACUUGCUUGGACCAGAAAGGCCAGGAGGUGGGGUUACUUCGCCAGAAGCUGGACAGUCUAGAAAAAUGUAAUCUAGUCAUGACUCAGAACUAUGAGGGGCAGCUACAGACCCUGAAAGCCCAAUUUUCUAAGCUAACCAAUAACUUCGAAAAGCUGAGAUUACACCAAAUGAAGCAAAACCAAAUUCACCGAAAGGAACCCUCCAACAAAGAAGAAAUGCCCUUUGAGCUGAGCAGUUUGAACCAGAAACUAGAGGAGUUCAGAGCAAAGUCGAGGGAGUGGGACAAGCAGGAGAUCCUCUAUCAGACCCACCUGGUGUCCCUGGACGCUCAGCAGAAGUUACUAUCUGAAAAGUGCAAUCAGUUUCAGAAACAGGCACAAAAUUACCAAACUCAGCUAAAUGGGAAAAAGCAGUGCCCAGAGGACAGUGGCCCUGAGAUCCCUCGCCUGGUGUGUGAGUCGGAUCCUGGCUGUGAAGCCACCCAAAGAGAUGAGUUCAUUAUCGAAAAGUUAAAGUCGGCCGUGAGUGAAAUAGCGCUGAGCAGGAACAAGUUACAGGAUGAAAACCAGAAGCUCCUGCAAGAACUGAAGAUGUACCAGAGGCAGUGCCAGGCCAUGGAAGCAGGACUGUCAGAGGUGAAGAAUGAGUUACAAUCACGAGAUGAUCUCCUGAGGAUUAUAGAAAUGGAAAGACUGCACUUGCAUAGGGAACUGCUGAAAAUGGGAGAAUUGCAGACUGCUCAAGAUAACAGGAAAAGAGUUGAGUCAUCAUAUUCCCCUUCUACUAAAGAAACAGAAAGGAAAAGGAAGGAGUUGUUUCCAAUGGUCUCAGAUCACCCCAAUCAUGAAAAGGAAUUGAACAAGAUGAGAAGCCAGCUCUAUCAGGAGGAAGGCCUGUGCUCCGAACAGGAGCGGAUGAGGAAUGAGAUCUCCGAACUCACCCAGGAACUUCAUCAGAAGGAAGUCACUAUAGCAACUGUCAUGAAGAAAGCUGCCCUUCUGGAAAGACAGCUAAAGAUAGAAUUAGAAAUAAAAGAAAAAAUGUUAGCAAAGCAACAGGUCUCAGAUAGAAGAUUCAAAGCUGUCAGAACAGAAAACACACACCUGAAGGGAAUGAUGGGCGAUUUAGACCCUGCACGGUACUUGACUGUGGACUUUAGUAACAAGGAGCACUCGAGGUACACAUCAAUUAACAAGCUCGAAUACGAGAACGAGCGGCUCCGAAGCGACCUCGCCAAGCUCCACAUCAGUGGAAAGGCAGCGUGGGCCAAUCAGAGCACCUACGACGAAGCAGGGGCAUACGUCUACCAGAGCCAGCUGAAAACGGAGACCAAUGGAGACAGAAUUAGCCAAGACUGUGAGCUGAACAGAAGCCCGACACCCUUGUCACCUUUACCAUUUCAGACCAAAGAAAUGGCAAGCCCAUUGGCUGGUGACAAUGAAGUCCUCCCUCUGUCUCCUCCAGAUCUGUCCCUCCGGGCUUCCCUAGCUGCACAGCACUUCCUGAUGGAGGAAGAGAAGCGGGCGAAGGAGCUUGAGAAGCUGCUCAACACACACAUCGACGAGCUGCAGAGACACACCGAGUUCACGCUUAACAAAUACACCAGACUCAAGCAGAGCAGACACGUGUGAGCGUCGCGCCUUUCCUGUGUGCUUCCUCUCCACGAGAAAAAGAAAGGCUUCCGAGAAACACUUACAAAGCGGACUCAUAAAACCGAGAAAUCCGGUUUAGUCUCCACAAGUAAAUCACUUCUAGAACGCAGCUAGAAAAUAGGAUUUUGUUCCAUAAAGCUGCUUCUGUUUCUGCAUUUCACAUACUAAUUGUUCUGUUAGGAUAGCAUAAACAUGAAUAGCCCCAAAGAGUGUCUUUCCUGUUUAAGGAACGGUUUGGGAUUAUAACUGAAUUAUUUCUGACUUUAAUCAUGUAUGCCAAGGCCCCAUUUCCUGUGUAACGGGCAGCAAGGAAAGGAAGUGCUCAGCUCCAAAAUGUGAGGAAGCUGAGCAUAGCCACUCUGUGCUGGGCACAAAACCCAAGGACUUCUAAAGUGAAAGGACUGUGUAGACACCUAAGAUUUGUUUCAGAAGUAAACAGAUAUGUCUUUGCUGCUUUUAUAGUCACUUUUGUGGUAUUCUGCCUUAACACCAAGGACUUUGAAUGUGCAGUGUGCACAGUAGAAGGCACUGUGCCAGAGCCAUGCUGCCACUACGACACAGCAAAUGCAGGGCAUCAUGUUGCCUCCGUCUCCUUUGUAAUCACCACUGUU